Messenger RNA from Desarmillaria tabescens, 940 nucleotides. RefSeq lists its product as uncharacterized. Gene Ontology annotation, biological process: C-terminal protein methylation. The record is from RefSeq and is a predicted model, not a curated record. Bases 102 to 794 code for a protein of 230 amino acids. Gene Ontology annotation, cellular component: membrane. The transcript has 5 exons. Gene Ontology annotation, molecular function: protein C-terminal S-isoprenylcysteine carboxyl O-methyltransferase activity. NCBI's taxonomy places the organism in Eukaryota, Fungi, Basidiomycota, Agaricomycetes, Agaricales, Physalacriaceae.
AUUCAGAGUUCAGUGGAUUGGUAACUAUCUUUGCAGGUUAUUGCAUAGCAACAGCAGGACCGAACGUACUCGCGUUACACCAGUCCCAAUCAGCUGGAAACAUGAACACCAGCCUUCUAAGGCUUCCCUUCCUAUUAUCAGCAACCUAUGGUGUCCACAAAUCAAUGACACCGCCUCAUCUAGCGCCUGCAGAAGAGCAACUUCCCAUCAAAGGCUUCGAUGUUGAACGAGCAGCACCUGCCUUUGCGAUCUUCGCCAAGGCAACAUUCUACUUCCUCUGUGCAACCGAAACGGCCGCGAUCCUCUCAACCAAUGAUCUUUUACCCACACAAUACAUCCCCCUACACCUCCUUCCAUCCUUAAACCACACCAUUCAGCUCACGAAACCCUACCUCUUCUUCUGGAUAUGCACGAUCCUCGGGUCAUCUCUACGCGUGUACUGCUACCGCAUAAUGUCCUCGUUCUUCACGUUCGAGUUGAGCAUCCGGAAGGACCAUAAGCUCAUCACUCAUGGACCUUACUCUAUCGUCCGUCACCCGAGCUACGUCGGGGCAAUGCUAUGUGGUAUAGGCGCUGUAGGCUCUCAUCUGAGCAGAGGAUCGUGGUUAUCAAACUGGAUCAAUACUACGCCGAUCGGAUGGUUGUCAGCUUGGGCUUUCACAAUGGCAUUAGUCCGUAUUGCCUUGGUUCCAAGGAUGAACAAAGAGGAUAAUAUGCUCAAGGAUGCUUUCGGAAAGGAGUGGGAAAAUUGGACAUGGAGGGUACCAUAUAGGCUUAUUCCGUGGGUGUAUUAGCGCCAACUGUGAUCAUAACCACAAGUCAUAGUGUAUUGAGAUAAAAUUUUCAUUUGAACAGUGGGUUGUGCUAUGAUUCCAAGACAGUGAUGGCACUGCAGUUUUCCAGGGGCUGAAAAACAGGCGUCUUAUUUGCGGAUCGCUUA